Molecule: messenger RNA, 494 nt
Organism: Leptinotarsa decemlineata (Colorado potato beetle)
Lineage: Eukaryota; Metazoa; Arthropoda; Insecta; Coleoptera; Chrysomelidae
Gene: ND-MLRQ
Product: NADH dehydrogenase (ubiquinone) MLRQ subunit
Cellular component (GO): respiratory chain complex IV
Source: RefSeq, a predicted model, not a curated record
UUCUCUAAUGCUCUAAUGUAGUUCGUGAGAUAUCAAGUAACAAAGUGAUGGAACGACCAGUUCAAUAGUUAUACUGCCUAUGGAUUCUGUCCAAAAAUUUUGACUUUGACAUUAAGUGCCAGAAACGGAAUUUGCUCUUGCUGUUAUACUUUAAUUAAGUUCCAAAAGGAAGAAUAAGUAACUAUUAUCAUGCAGGGAAUGUCUAUACAAUCGUUGAAAAAACACAAAGCCCUAAUCCCCCUAUAUUUCUGUAUUGGCGUGGGAUGCGCUGGGGCAAUUUUCUACACGUUGAGACUAGCCACCAGAAAUCCAGAUGUUCAGUGGAAUCGUUCUUCAGGAGAAAUUUCCAAUGAAGAAUUCAGAAAGAAGCAAUACAAAUUCUAUUCACCAAAUGUGGAUUACAGCAAUUUGGAAAGUCCUGCCCCAAAGUACUAGGACCCCCAAAAUGUAUAUUCGUAGAGGUUAUUAAAACUAUAAUUAAAUUAUAAAGUAGG